Messenger RNA from Xenia sp. Carnegie-2017, 1400 nucleotides. Its product is annotated as zinc finger protein 431-like. NCBI's taxonomy places the organism in Eukaryota, Metazoa, Cnidaria, Anthozoa, Malacalcyonacea, Xeniidae. The transcript is spliced from 2 exons. Gene Ontology annotation, cellular component: nucleus. The coding region runs from base 352 to 1110 and encodes 252 amino acids. The record is from RefSeq and is a predicted model, not a curated record.
UUCACGAAAUAUCGAAUCUUAUUGCUCCAUACAAAUAUCUAGCAUUUGUUUACACUGUAAUUUAUAUAGUAUAAUCUUCAACCUCUUGCAUGCUUUGAAAGUCAUCCCAAAGUCUACACAGUACUACAGCAAAUUUUCAUUUCUUUAUUAAAUGUUUGAGGUCAUACACACAAAGUAAAAGAGGAGUCAACAACAGUAACUUCAUUGCCAUCAACAAAUGCAAGUGUCAGCAGAAACUUUGAAGACAAAGCCAUUAAUCCACGAAUCCUCCAUCCCAAGGCCUAUAAAUGUGACCGCUGUGUGAGAACAUUCAAUCGCUCAAGUGACUUGAAAAGACACCAGUUGGCUCACAUGGAGAAUAAACCAUACACUUGUUGUCUUUGUGGCAGACAAUUUACGUGGCUGGGAAACUUUCAAAAGCACUACUUGAUGCAUCUGAGAUCAACGAGUUACGAGCCUGUCUUACCAAAGCCUGCUUUUGUUCAAAGCUAUUUUCCACCUCAACCUCCACCACUGUUCAACAUGAAAGCAUACCCAACAAUACGGUUAGAAAAACUCCCCACCAUGCCCAAUGUGCAGCAUGACUUUCAUUCGUGUGAUAGUGAUUUGCAAACACUCCAAUGUAGCGUAUGUCAUAUGACGUUUACCACGUUACGUGCUUUGAAGAUGCACACAAGAAUCCAUAGUGGUGAAAAGCCAUAUGCAUGUGGUCAGUGUGGCAAAGCCUUUGCAAGAAAAGAUGAGUUACGCACGCACAUGUACUCUCAUACAGGAGAAAAACCUUACAAAUGCAAGCAAUGUGCCGCCUCCUUUGUGCGUUUUGGUCAUUUGCAACGUCACGAAUAUGUUCAUUGCGAAGUAAAGCCCUUUCAAUGCAAGAUUUGUCCGAAGUCGUUCACCCAAUACCGCAAUCUUCAGACUCAUAUGUACAAACACACUGGAGAGAGGCCUUUUAGAUGCAAUUAUUGUCCAAAAGGUUUUACCCAAUACGGUACACUUCAGGCACAUGAACGCACACACACCGGAGAACGGCCAUACGCAUGUGAAAAGUGCGGAAAGCGUUUUAUCACUUCAUCACAUUUGCGUUGGCAUUCAAGAACCCAGCAUUAGGCACCAUACAUACACCUGCGUGUCGUGGAUUUGAUACAUUUACGAAGUGAAACAAAAACAGCGUCAUUCAAUGCAGUUGUAGGAUAAUCUUUAUAUUAAUUUCAUCAAGAGGCUCUGCUAAAGUCUAGCAAGAACGAAAUCAUAAGUUUAGACAAAGGAUCUUGUAUUAGAGGAAAAAGGAAACUUUACAAAAGUAUUAGUUAGUUUAUUUAAAGUAGCGGGAGUAGGUUUUUCAUUAUAUGUGGCUAUGUAAUCUUAUGUAGAAUCGACAAUAAAAGCACGAGACUUGA